UUAUUUUUCUGGUUCUUCUUGCGUCAGUUUAAUACUCUGCUCUCUCUCUCUCUGCUCUCACUUGUGCCUGGGACGGAGAAGCAAAGCAAUGGCAUUGAGAUUCUCAACAAUACAAUUAGCGACACCUGGCAAACGCUGCCACCAAAUCGCUAUCCCUCCUUCUUCUUCUUCUUCCAACAGCAGCACACUCUCAUGGCACCGCAAUUUAACACCUCACCCUCUCAUCUCUCUCUCCACCGGGAAAUGCAGUGUACGGACAACAGCAGCGGGGGUGACGUGCAAUGCGAGCGCAGCGGAGGGAACAGUAGUCCCGGGUACAGUGAAUCUUGGGCCGGGAACUCCAGUUAGGCCAACCAGUAUACUUGUGGUGGGACCAACUGGAACUUUGGGAAGACAGAUAGUGAGGCGAGCUCUUGAUGAAGGCUACGAUGUCCGCUGCCUUGUUAGGCCUCGUCCUGCGCCUGCUGAUUUCCUUCGUGAUUGGGGCGCUACUGUUGUCAAUGCAGACCUUAGCAAACCAGAGACUAUACCAGCAACAUUGGUUGGGAUUCAUACAAUUAUUGACUGUGCCACUGGGCGUCCUGAAGAGCCUAUUAAAACGGUAGAUUGGGAAGGAAAAGUUGCUCUCAUACAGUGUGCAAAAGCAAUGGGAAUUCAGAAAUAUGUAUUUUAUUCUAUUCAUAACUGUGACAAGCAUCCUGAAGUUCCACUUAUGGAGAUCAAGUAUUGUACUGAGAAGUUUCUUAAGGACUCCGGCAUUAAUCAUGUCAUAAUCCGAUUAUGUGGUUUCAUGCAAGGCCUAAUUGGGCAAUAUGCAGUACCUAUACUAGAAGAGAAAUCGGUUUGGGGAACCGAUGCCCCAACAAGAAUUGCUUAUAUGGACACCCAGGAUAUAGCUCGCCUGACGUUUAUAGCACUGCGGAAUGAGAAUGUUAAUGGGAAACUGCUUACUUUUGCGGGUCCUCGAGCGUGGACAACUCAAGAGGUCAUUACAUUGUGCGAAAGGCUUGCAGGGCAGGAUGCAAAUGUUACUACUGUGCCUGUUUCAAUUUUACGAUUUACUCGUCAACUAACACGGUUUUUUGAAUGGACAAAUGAUGUUGCAGAUAGGCUGGCAUUUUCAGAGGUUCUAACAAGUGACACUAUUUUCUCGGCUCCUAUGAAUGAAACAUAUAAGCUCCUUGGUGUGGAACAGAAGGAUAUUGUUACACUGGAGCAAUAUUUGCAGGAUUACUUCACAAACAUACUGAAGAAAUUGAAAGACCUCAAAGCUCAAUCAAAGCAAACUGACUUUUACAUCUGAAAGACAUCCAUUAUGUAAUUGUAAAUGAAGCCAUAUGUUUGGCAUCACAAGUUUCCCCCUUGGUAAAAAACGUAUACCACUCAUUUCCAUUCUUUAACUCCUUGGUUUUCAUUUUUUCAAUUUUACUUUCUUUUCGUCCAUGAGAGAAGUAUGGAACCGCAGCAAGAAUAGAAGACCAUGAUGGUUUCUCAUAGAGAAGUUGUGGGUUCCUAUUGUUCGUAAUAUUUUUAAAGUCACUUGUGAAUUUCUAGGGAACACCUAACAAAUGUCUGUAUUUGGUAUU
Ricinus communis (castor bean) is the source of this 1586-nucleotide messenger RNA. RefSeq names its product protein HIGH CHLOROPHYLL FLUORESCENCE PHENOTYPE 244, chloroplastic. The record is from RefSeq and is a predicted model, not a curated record. Bases 89 to 1303 code for a protein of 404 amino acids. The transcript has 8 exons. NCBI's taxonomy places the organism in Eukaryota, Viridiplantae, Streptophyta, Magnoliopsida, Malpighiales, Euphorbiaceae.